AUGUCCAAACCACAGGUAUUAUUCAUAGGAGACCUAAAUGAAUCACUUGAUGAAUUCCAAGCAUUCAAACAGAAAUUCGAAAUAAUUCAUUACAAACUCACAACAAAGCAAGAUUUCAUCCAUUCAUUAACUACAAGAUUCCAAUCAAUCUCAGCGAUAUAUUGUGGAUGGGCAGGAUUCAUGCCAAUUGGAGGGUUAACUGAUGAUUUGAUCCAAUUAUUACCACAGACAUUGAAAGUCAUUACAUGUUGUUCAGUAGGUUAUGAUCCAUAUGAUGUUGAAUCUUUGAAAACCAAGGGGAUCUAUUUCUACAAUACACCUUCAUUAGGAGCAGAUCAUGUUGCAGAUUUAGUGUUAUGGCAUGUUUUGGAAUCGUUUAGGAAGUUUAGUACUUUCCAAAGGAUAACUAAUGAUAAGGGUGAUACUGUAAAGACAAGAGGUUCAUUACAAACUCAUGGAUAUGAUACAGAAAAGGGGGGAUUGGGAGUUGAUCAAGAUGAAUGGGAAAGGGAAACUUAUCCUUUUGGUCAUAUAUGUGGUGGGUUGAAAGUUAAAGGUCCUAGAGGUUCCAAAAUUGGAUUGAUUGGGUUUGGUAAAAUUGGACAAAAGAUUGGUAAAAGAUGUGAUGCCUUAGGUAUGAAUGUUUACUAUCACAAGAGACAACCUUUAGAUAAAUUAGAAGAAUUGAUAUUGGGGUAUAAAGUUGAGUAUUUAGAAUUAGAUGAAUUGUUGCAAAAUUGUGAAGUUAUUGUUAUAUGUUGUCCUGGUAAUAAAUCAACAAUGAAUUUAUUGAAUCGUGAAAGAUUAGAUUUGAUUCAAUCCAAUGGUAAAAUAAUUAAUGUUGGUAGAGGGUUUAUCAUUGAUGAAGAGUAUAUGAUUAGUAAAUUAGAGAAGGGAGAAUUAGGAUUCAUUGGUAUGGAUGUGUUCACUGGAGAACCCAAUAUCAAUCCUAGAUUGUUGAAUAGAAGUGAUGUUUCAUUGACACCACAUAUAGGGAGCUCCACAGAGGAUGUUUUCGAUAAUACGGCUAUAUUCAAUCUAAAGAAUAUCUACGAUGAGUUGAUCAUGGGUAAAGACGGUGAAUCCAGAGUUGUAUAG
Messenger RNA from Hansenula anomala, 1098 nucleotides. RefSeq names its product putative hydroxyacid dehydrogenase. The record is from RefSeq and is a predicted model, not a curated record. Bases 1 to 1098 code for a protein of 365 amino acids. Gene Ontology annotation, molecular function: hydroxypyruvate reductase [NAD(P)H] activity; glyoxylate reductase (NADPH) activity; NAD binding. NCBI's taxonomy places the organism in Eukaryota, Fungi, Ascomycota, Saccharomycetes, Phaffomycetales, Wickerhamomycetaceae. Gene Ontology annotation, cellular component: cytosol. The transcript is spliced from 2 exons.